Messenger RNA from Brassica rapa (field mustard), 1359 nucleotides. Its product is annotated as epoxide hydrolase A. The record is from RefSeq and is a predicted model, not a curated record. NCBI's taxonomy places the organism in Eukaryota, Viridiplantae, Streptophyta, Magnoliopsida, Brassicales, Brassicaceae. Gene Ontology annotation, molecular function: catalytic activity.
UUUAUAUCAUCCAUUGUGUUUCUUGUUCCAUAAGUUUCUACACAAUUCUCUUUUGUCUACGGUAGAAAUGUCUCUUCUGGAUCAUGACGAUGACGAGCCAGCCGCCACAUGUAACCUAAAUAGAAAAGUCUUUGUUCUCUAUAUAUCAACUCUGUAGUAAGAAAAGUCUUUGCUUGGUUGCUGCCUGCUGGUUUACUCAAUCUCUCUCUCUCUUUCUCUUUCAUCUAUCCAAGAAUCAUGGCGAGAGAAGUGAGAGAGCAGAGGAUAAAGACCAACGGGGUUUGGUUAAACGUGGCCGAGAAAGGAGACAACGGAGGUCCUUUGGUUCUGCUGCUCCAUGGCUUCCCUGAGACAUGGUUCUCGUGGCGUCACCAGAUUGACUUCUUGUCGGGCCAUGGCUACCACGUAGUUGCCCCAGAUCUCAGGGGCUACGCUGACUCUGAUUCACCUCCGAGCCACGAGUCUUACACGGUGAGCCACCUUGUUGCUGACGUCAUCGGUUUGCUCGACCACUACGGCACUGCUCAGGCAUUUGUGGCAGGGCAUGACUGGGGAGCAACCAUAGGUUGGUCUCUGUGUUUGUUUAGACCAGACCUAGUCAAAGGUUUCAUUAGCCUCUCUGUUCCAUAUUUUCCAAGACAUCCGAAUCUCAAACCUUUGGAGUUUUUCAAAAGCUUUGGAGAUGGGUUAUACAUCUCCCAGUUCCAGAAACCCGGAAGAGCUGAGGCUGCAUUUGCAAAACAUGAUAUCUUGACGGUUAUCAAGAAGUUCUUACUCACAACAAGAACUGAUUACUUGGUGGCUCCUCCUGAUACAGAGAUCAUCGAUGAUCUUGAGAUACCAUCGACUAUUCCAGAUUGGAUAACCGAUGAUGAGCUUCAGGUUUAUGCAGACAAGUUUCAAAGAUCUGGAUUCACAGGCCCUUUAAACUACUACCGAGCCAUGGAUCUGAACUGGGAGAUAAUGGCACCGUGGCAAGACUCCAAAAUAGUUGUUCCGACAAUGUUUAUUUUCGGAGACAAAGAUAAUGGAAAUGAAGGAGAACAUGGAAAGAUGCAGUAUGUAAAAGGAGAGAUGUUCAAGAGUCUUGUACCAAAUCUUGAGAUUACUGUUAUUGAAGAUGGUCAUCAUUUUAUCCAACAGGAAAAGUCUAAACGAGUUUCAGAGGAGAUGCUCUCUUUCUUUAACAAGUUAGGGAACACAUCAGAGUAAAGUCAUGCUGUUUUAUGAAAUAAAGAAAUUAGAAGCCAAAUCGGAUCGGGAUCGGUGCAUAAAACUUGAAAUUUAGGUUAUAUCUGUAAACUUGAAAAUGAUUUUGUUCCUAAUGAAGUUAUAUGCCAAACUUUAAUUUGUUGAAAA